Messenger RNA from Nerophis lumbriciformis (worm pipefish), 228 nucleotides. NCBI's taxonomy places the organism in Eukaryota, Metazoa, Chordata, Actinopteri, Syngnathiformes, Syngnathidae. The record is from RefSeq and is a predicted model, not a curated record.
AUGAAAGACGGCAUCGCCAACAACAGCACAGCCAGCAUCUCCGAAGCCAGGAAAGCUGUGGAGCAGCUUAAAAUGGAGGCCUGCAUGGAUAGGAUAAAGGUGUCCAAAGCUGCCGCAGACCUGAUCGCCUACUGCGAUGCCCACAUACGGGAAGACCCUCUCAUCGUACCCGUCCCGGCCUCAGAGAACCCGUUCCGGGAGAAGAAGUUCUUCUGCGCCAUCCUCUGA